AUGGCGCCCGUCCGAAAUGGGGCAUAUUUCGAGAGAACAUCCUGGCGCUGGGCAUUCCCAAUCUCAGCUCUGCUGCUAUGGUUCACAUGGACUGUGUUCUGGCCGGGUCAGAACCUGUACAACACGUUUGGUCCUCUUGGCUUCGUGUCCAAAUACCUUGUGGAACAUCACUACCCUCUCAUGUACUAUGGCUGGUGGCUGGCCUUGGCCAUUCACAUUGGUGAAGCUCUCUACAGUCUAAAAGUCUGUCGUGAAAAGGGGGUGGACAGUGUGCUGACUCGCUUCCUGUGGUUCCUCCAGACCUUCCUGUUUGGGAUGGCCUCUCUUCACUUCCUGCUAGAGUACGAGCCUGCACCCCACCCCAAACAAACCUGAGGUCCCCCGACGUCCACUGCCCUUACCGGACCCCGCCAGCUUUCCCACAAUCCACUUCCAUGCCUUCUCAUAAUACAUCAUCAAACCUCCC
Messenger RNA from Megalops cyprinoides (Indo-Pacific tarpon), 466 nucleotides. Its product is annotated as transmembrane protein 254-like. Bases 1 to 375 code for a protein of 124 amino acids. NCBI's taxonomy places the organism in Eukaryota, Metazoa, Chordata, Actinopteri, Elopiformes, Megalopidae. The record is from RefSeq and is a predicted model, not a curated record. The transcript is spliced from 4 exons.